AUGGGCAAGAGAGGUAGACCAAGAAAAAUUGUUCAUGACGACGAUGACGACGAUGACAAUUCUGGGUCAUAUGGUAAUGGGUCACAUUCUAGAAGAGCAACGAGAAGAAUAUCAUAUAAAGAAUCCGAUGACGAUGAAGAUUUUGACGAUUUAGAUACUCCUAAAGAUGAAAACGAAGAGGAUGCUGCACCACCAGAAGGUGAACUUCCUAAGGAGGACGGAAAUGAAGAAGAUGAUUAUAAAGAAGAACCGGCAUAUGACGAUGAUGAUGAACAAGCAUAUACACCAAGACCAAAGAGAAGAAAAACAUUGAAACCUAAACGUAGGAUAUCCGAGUCUGAUGAUGAAUUUGAAGCUGGCCCUGACGAUGAUGAAACAGAAGAUGAUGAUGCAAUGUUUUCCGAUGAUGAUGAAGAUGAAGUUGUUACUAGAAGGAAAAAAGUAGACGAUUUUAUUGUUAAAGAUGAAAAUGAUUGGGAUGAUGAUGAUGAUGAUGAGGAUGCAUCGUUUUCCGUAACUGGUAAAAAGAAAAGAGGUAGAAAGAAGAAGUCCAGUCAAAAUGGAGCUAAAAGAACAAGAUCACAUAGAAUGUUUGAUGGUCUUGAUAUAACUCUUGAUCAACCGGAACAACCGCCUGUUGAAUCUGAUGGGGAAUUAAAUAUUCAAAAGGAAAUUGCUGACCUAUAUGACUCAUCACCAAUCCAUGGAGAUGUUGAGAAACCACACAAGUUACGUCAACGUACUAAAGUAGACUAUACUAUCCCGCCACCAAUCACCAAUGACUUACAAUUAGAGAAAGAAUUUAGAGCAGCAACACCCACAAAUGUUCGUAAGAGAGGAAGAACUCCAAAUCCAAGAAAUGAGUUCAGAAAGAUUUUGUACCCUACAGCUGGUCCAUUUGGUGGUAGUGAUGUUAUAUCAAUAUUUGGUACAAAUAUUCCACCUGCUGGUAUUCCAAUUCCAGGUGCUGAAGGUAUACCAGGAACUUCUGGUAAUUUAACUGCGCUUGGGCAAAGUGCUAUUGAUUCAGAUAGUUCGGAAGAUGAAAUUGCUCCAAUAAACGGAGAAGCUACUAUAAGUAAGAAGACCCCAAAGACAAGAAAACCUAGUAUAGGAGGCACAGGUGCUGGAAAAUUAAUUACUGGUGGAUCUGACGAUAGCAACAAUAAAAAGAAAAAGAAUAACCUCAGUGAUACUGAUCCAUUGGGUGUUGAUAUGAAUAUUGACUUUUCUGUUGUUGGUGGGUUGGACAACUAUAUUAACCAAUUGAAAGAAAUGGUAGCUUUGCCAUUGUUGUACCCAGAAUUAUACCAGAAUUUUGGUAUAACUCCUCCAAGAGGUGUUCUUUUCCAUGGUCCUCCAGGUACUGGUAAAACUUUAAUGGCCAGAGCAUUAGCUGCCAGUUGUUCUACUGAACAAAGAAAAAUUACAUUCUUUAUGAGAAAGGGUGCUGAUUGUUUAAGUAAAUGGGUUGGUGAAGCUGAGCGUCAAUUAAGAUUAUUAUUUGAAGAGGCAAAAAAUCAACAACCUUCGAUUAUUUUCUUUGAUGAAAUUGAUGGGUUGGCUCCAGUUAGAUCGUCCAAACAAGAACAAAUCCAUGCUAGUAUAGUGUCAACACUUUUGGCAUUGAUGGAUGGUAUGGAUAAUAGAGGACAAGUUAUUGUUAUUGGUGCUACAAAUAGACCGGAUGCUAUUGAUCCAGCUUUAAGAAGACCAGGUAGAUUUGAUCGUGAGUUUUAUUUCCCAUUACCAGAUAUCAACUCAAGAAAAGAUAUUUUGAAAAUUCAUACCAGAAAAUGGACUCCACCAUUGCCAGAUGUUUUCUUGGAAAGUCUUGCGGAAUUGACUAAAGGUUAUGGUGGUGCUGAUUUACGAGCAUUGUGUACUGAAGCUGCUUUGAAUAGUAUACAAAGAAAAUACCCACAAAUCUAUGAGACCAACGAAAAAUUAUUGGUUCACCCAUCAAAAGUUAAGGUAAUUGCUAAAGAUUUUAUGAAAGCUAUCGAAAAAAUUGUUCCAUCCAGUGCCAGAUCCACAUCGUCUGGCUCGGCACCAUUACCUGAUCAUUUGAAACCAUUGUUGGAAGCUGAAUUUAAUGAGAUUGUUGAAAAACUUGAACAGCUCUUACCAAAUUCCGUUGGUAUGAAGGGCAAAAAGAAGUUCACUGCUUUAGACGAAGCUAAAUAUCUUGAUCCUACAAUCAAUGACGAAGAUGGUGGUUUUGCUAAACAACAAUUAUUGAAGACAUUAGAAAAUUCUAUCAUUUGCCGUCCGCAUUUGUUAAUCAGUGGCUCUGAAGGAAAUGGUCAACAAUAUUUAAGUGCAGCAGUAUUGAAUCACCUUGAAGGGUUCCAAGUUCAAUCGUUAGAUUUAGGUACUAUGUUUGGUGAUACAAGUAGGACACCAGAGCUGGCUAUUGUUCAAGCAUUUAUUGAGGCAAGAAGACAUCAGCCAUCGAUAUUGUUCAUUCCUAAUAUCGACAUUUGGUUUCAAGUAUUACCAGAUCCUGCAAGAGCUACUUUGACUAGUUUGCUUCGUGGGUUGAAAAGUAAUGAGAAGUUGUUGUUAUUGGGUAUCUCUGAAACUCCGAUCGAAGACUUGUCUGCAGAUGUUAGAUUGAUGUUUGGUUUAGAAAACCAUGCGAAUAAUGUGAUUUUAUACAAUCCAAGUCGAUCAUCCAGAGAAGCUUAUUUUGGAACUUUAAAGAAAACAUUGUUGAUGAAACCAUACGAGUUUGUUAAUGAUUUGGAAAAUCGUCCAAAGAGAAAGUUAAAACAAUUGAAAGUUGUUCAAAGUACUGAACAAUUAUCUGAUGAAGUUGCCAACAAGAGGAAACUUAAAGAACAAGAAUAUAAAGACACCAAGUUGAAGAACGUUUUGAAGAUCAAAUUAGCUGCUUUGAUGGAUUUGUUCAAAGUUAGAUACAGAAAGUUUAGAAAACCAAUUAUUGAUGAAAGUUUCCUUGCUCAUUUAUUUGACCCUACUAUUUUGGAAAAUCCACUUAAUAACUACAUGGUUUUGUACGUUCAUUCAGACGAUCCAGGCCAUGAAAAUAUGAUUAAGGAAUUAUCUACUGGUAAAUACUAUUACAACAUGGAUUUGGAUUUGAUUGAAGAAAGAUUAUGGAAUGGUUUCUACAGUGAACCAAAACAAUUUUUGAAAGAUUUGAAAAUGAUUGUUAAGGAUUGCUUCACAAGCGGAGAUAGAGAAAGAAUCUUGAAAGCUAAUGAAAUGAUGACCAAUGCGCAAUUUGGAGUUGAUGAUUUUUCUACUCCCGAGUUUUUGAAAGCUUGUCGAGAAGUUCGAGAAAGAGAUAUUAUCAAGCAAAAGAAAUUAUUGGAAGAACAUGAAAAACUUCAAGCUGAAUUGGCUAAACAACAUCAACAACUUGAAAUUGUACAAGAAGCCGAAGAAGGUCAAGCCGAGAAACCAGUGGUUGUUAUUAAUGAUACAACUGUUCCUAGUGGUGUCGCUGAAAGUGAAGAGAAACCAGUAGUUGAAACUAUUGACGAGACUCUGAAGGAAAUCCAAGUUGAUGGUGUCAAUGGUGGAAGUACUACACAAGAGGUAGAAGAAGAAAUCAAGCAAAACGGACCUAUACCAAUUGAAGAAAAACUUGUUCCUGUUGCCGAAGAUGUUGAAAUGAAAGAUGCUGCUAACGUUGAAGUAAAUGGAACAUCAGGAACAAAGCAAGUUGAAGAGGAAAAAUCAGUUGAACCAGUGCUGGAUCCAAAGGAACCAACAUCAGAAGCAGUUGAAGAACCGGAAGUUUCAGAAAUCAUUGCUGACCAAACUAUGGAAGACUCAGAAUCUGAAGCUGAAGAAGAACUCGAUAUUGAUUUGACUAAAGAAAUUGAAAUCGAUUUACAAAAAUUGGACAAUUUAAGUCAAGAAUUACUUGAUAUAACUGAACAUUAUAACGUUGAGAAACUUGAAAUCGCUAUGGCAAGACUCAUGGAUGUUAUAUGGAGAGAUAGAAACCAAUGGGAUAAAUCAGCUACAUUAGAUAACUUGAAGAAUACUAUCGAUUCAAUCAAAGCUACUUUAUAG
This is a messenger RNA of Candida tropicalis MYA-3404, 4050 nucleotides long. RefSeq lists its product as uncharacterized. The coding region runs from base 1 to 4050 and encodes 1349 amino acids. Gene Ontology annotation, molecular function: ATP hydrolysis activity; histone binding; ATP binding. The record is from RefSeq and is a predicted model, not a curated record. Gene Ontology annotation, biological process: positive regulation of transcription by RNA polymerase II. NCBI's taxonomy places the organism in Eukaryota, Fungi, Ascomycota, Pichiomycetes, Serinales, Debaryomycetaceae. The transcript has a single exon. Gene Ontology annotation, cellular component: nucleus.